AUGAUCAAACAUCUUCUCACAGCUGCCUUUCUGGCUGGCGGCGCCAUUGCCAAUAUAGUCCAAGGCAAAGAAGACAUGCUUGUGAGUCGCAGACUCUCAAAACGAUUCUAUGACGAUGCCGGCAACUACAACAUCUCCUUCUACCACAUCAAUGAUGUCCAUGCCCAUUUGGACCAGUUCUCCUCUUCUGGAACAGAUUGCACAAAGCCGGAAAAGGGUUGCUAUGGAGGGUAUGCUCGAGUGAAAACCGUUCUGAAGGAGACCAGGCCAUCGCAUCCGGAUUCUCUGCUGCUCAAUGUCGGUGAUGAGUUCCAGGGGACGAUGUUCUUUACAUUUUAUGGGGGAGAGAAGAUCGCUGAAACGCUGAACCACAUCGGGUUCGAUGCCAUGACCCUGGGCAACCACGAAUUCGACCGCGGCGACGACCACCUCGGCGAGUUCCUCUCAAACUUGACCUUCCCCAUCGUCACGGCAAACAUCAUCACCGAUCAUCCGGUCCUCAACCGCACCAUCAAACCGUACCAUAUCUUCCCCGAGUACGACCUCGCCCUGAUCGGCGUCACGACCGAGACCAUCCCCGACAUCUCUCAGCCCGGCGACGGCACUAAGUUUACGGACCCCGUCCAGGCCGUGCAGGCUACCGUCGACCACAUCCGUGCCACGACCAACAUCACUCGCAUUGCUGCCAUUACUCAUAUCGGGUAUGAAGAGGACCAGCGCCUUGCACGGGAGACCAGGGGUCUGUAUCUCAUCAUGGGCGGCCACAGCCACACCCCUCUGGGCGACUUCGAAGGCGCGGAGGGCCCAUACCCCACGAUCGUGGAAAAUGUGGACGGCGAGGAGAUCUUUAUUGUGACGGCGUACCGCUGGGGCGAAUAUCUAGGAUACAUUGAUGUCACCUAUGCACCGGACGGCAGGAUCCUGGCGUAUCACGGUGCUCCGAUCCAUUUGACGAAUACCACGAAGCAGGAUGAGGAGCUGCAGGCGAUGGUGGAUGAGUGGAGGGAGCCGUUUGAGGAGUUUUCGAAGCAGGAGGUUGGGUAUUCGAAUGUUGAGUUGGAUCAGUCAGCUUGCCAGCUGAAGGAGUGCCUUCUGGGUGAUUUUGUAGCUGACGCCAUGCUCCAAUACCGUCUCAACAGCAGCACAGCCGAGAAUUCCCCAGAUUUCGCACUCAUCAACGCGGGUGGCAUCCGAGCGACCAUCGACGCCGGCCCCAUCACCCGCGGCGAGAUCUUGACCGCCUUCCCCUUCGGCAACGCCAUCGUUGAGGUCCCCGUCUCAGGCGAGCGCCUCUGGAAGGUCUUCGAGGGCAUUAUUGCCGGUCUUAACGUCGAAAACGGCAAGGCAGUCACAUCCUUCGUACAAGUAAGCAAAGGCGUUGUGAUCAAGUACAAGCCGGACGAACUGCAGGAAGGUGCAGGUAACUAUGGCAAAGGCAAGCUCGUCUCUGUGAAGAUCAACGGCAAGCUCCUGGACAAGACGAAGCAAUACAAAAUUGUCACGCUGGACUUCAUUGCGACGGGUGGAGAUAACUUCUUCAGUGAGAAAUUCGAUAACUUGGUGCUGCUUGAUACCCUGGAUGAAGUUGUUGUUAAGCAUAUUGGGGCCGUUUCACCUGUUGAGAUUGCGUUGGAGGGGAGGAUCAAGGAGGUUAGUGACUCAUGCAAGAAGAGGAGGAAAGCCAGGGGCCUAAAGAAGCGGGCGAUGUAG
Thermochaetoides thermophila DSM 1495 is the source of this 1710-nucleotide messenger RNA. RefSeq lists its product as uncharacterized. Gene Ontology annotation, molecular function: metal ion binding; hydrolase activity, acting on ester bonds; nucleotide binding. The transcript has 3 exons. The record is from RefSeq and is a predicted model, not a curated record. Gene Ontology annotation, biological process: nucleotide catabolic process. NCBI's taxonomy places the organism in Eukaryota, Fungi, Ascomycota, Sordariomycetes, Sordariales, Chaetomiaceae. Bases 1 to 1710 code for a protein of 569 amino acids.